This is a messenger RNA of Doryrhamphus excisus (bluestripe pipefish), 4966 nucleotides long. The record is from RefSeq and is a predicted model, not a curated record. NCBI's taxonomy places the organism in Eukaryota, Metazoa, Chordata, Actinopteri, Syngnathiformes, Syngnathidae.
AAAUGUAACUUAUUUUUCAGGGUCAGGAGGAUGUUGCUUUUAAUACAAGUUGACACAAUCGAAGCUCACAUUGCAAACAGCGACUCACUCUUAGCUAACAUGUUUGGCGCUCAUUGGUUGGAGACAAAGGAGUUGUGAUAUUAUCAAGUGCAACAUGAAGAAAAGUUUCACGGCCGAGCAAAUUUCCGAUUGGUUCACCUCCGGAGCCACAUUUGCCAACAUUAAACUCACAAAUGAAGUGGAUGGAAAGAAAUUAACUGAGCCGGCGACGAAAGAGACCGGGCCACUAAGCAUUCCUGAUGACGACAGCGUGAAACCUGGAAACUCAGUCGGAGGACCAUUGAAGAAAACCGAGCUACCAAGUAGCAGCCCUCCUCCGCUUCAUAGCUACGAGUACCCCAGCUUGCCCAUAACCAAAAACAGACAGGAGCUGAUUUCUCUUAUAGAAAACAACUCUGUCGUGAUUAUUCGAGGAGCCACAGGCAGCGGCAAGACCACUCAGCUGCCACAGUACAUCCUGGACCACUACAGUGAGAAAAAUGCCCCGUGCAAUAUCGUGGUCACGCAACCACGCCGAAUCGGUGCUAUAAGCAUUGCUCGAUGGGUCGCCACUCAAAGGAAGUCUACCAUCGGUAGUCUGGUUGGAUAUCAGGUUGGGCUGGAGAAAAUGGCUACUGAACACACCCGGCUAAUCUACAUGACAACAGGAGUGCUACUGGAGAAACUGGUGGCGGCCAAGACCCUCACCGAGUACUCCCAUAUUUUUAUUGAUGAGGUUCACGAACGCACCGAGGAGAUGGACUUUCUCUUGCUGGUCUUGAGAAAACUUCUUAACACCAACUCUCGUUAUGUGAAGAUCAUCCUCAUGUCAGCCACCAUUAACUGCAGACAGUUUGCGGAGUACUUCAGCACUCCAGUUCGUGGGAAGAUGACCCCAGCCUACGUGUUUGAAGUGGAGGGGGUUCCUUACGGCGUUGAGGAUUUUUAUCUGGACGACCUUCAGCACUUGUGCCUCUACAGCUUGGAUUCAGCCCAUUUAGAUGAUCCUCACAUCUCAGCUGAAAUGUACGACCUUGCCAUCAGCCUCAUUCAGAGCUUUGACAAGCUGGAGGGCCAAGAUUCCAGCAAUGGAGGUGCUGCAGGCGAAGAAAGCUUCUCAGAGAGAGGCAGUGUCCUUGUUUUCCUUCCUGGCAUUCGCGAGAUAACCUACAUGCAGCAAGCCUUAGCCAAGCUGGUCCACAAGAGGUUGCAGGUUUAUCCCCUUCACUCCACGGUGACUUUGGAGGAGCAGUAUGGGGUUUUCCUAUCUCCUGUCCUUGGGUACAGAAAGGUCAUCCUUUCCACCAACAUUGCAGAAAGUUCAGUGACGGUGCCUGAUGUCAAAUAUGUCAUCGAUUUCUGCCUGACCCGUCACAUGGUUUGUGAUAAAGAAGCCAAUUACCAGUCUCUGCGUCUCACCUGGGCAUCAAAGACCAACUGCAACCAACGUAGAGGAAGGGCAGGUCGAGUAUCCAAGGGCUACUGUUACCGCCUUAUUAGCAAAGCCUUCUGGAAGGAUGAAAUCCCAGACUAUAUGAUCCCUGAGAUGUUGCUUGCUCCUCUGGCCACCGUCUUGCUGAAGGUGAAGCUUCUGGACAUGGGAGACCCCCGAUCCCUCCUCUCUUCAGCUCCCUCACCCCCUGUCCUCAAAGACAUAGUUCGGACUGUACUCCAACUCAAAGAGAUGGGGGCCUUGUCUGCUAAACAGGAUGAUAGAUGUCUCAAUGAGGAUGGUGAGUUGACGUUCCUGGGGCGAGUGCUGGCUCACUUACCUGUGGACCUUUACCUCGGCAAGAUGAUUGUCCUGGGGCACAUUUUCGGCUGUCUAGAUGAGUGUCUCAUCAUAGCUGCUUGCAACUCUCUGAAGAGUUUCUUUGCCAUACCAUCAAUGCAACAACUUGCCGGUCUCAGGAGCAAGAUGGCCUUUGCACAAAGCACCCAAAGUGAUUCCAUAGCAUUUGUCAACACCUUCAAGGCAUGGCUUUCCUUCAAAAAGCAAGGACAGCUGAGAAACAAGAAGGAUGAAUUGGACUGGGGAAAAGAGAACUUCAUUCAAAUCAAGAGGAUCCGUGAGGUUGCAGAUUUAUAUGAAGAUCUGAAAAAACGUGUGCAACAGUUCAACAUGUGUCUGCCAGACAGCCAGCCCUCUGACUAUACCAGCAUGCAUGCACAGAAGUUCAUCCUUCAGUUGCUAGGUCAAGUGUGUCUGGAUCUGAGGACAUCUAUCCGCCUUUUGGGGAAGAAGACACUGGUGGUCAUUGCUGGCGCCUAUUAUCCGCACUACUUUGUCCAGGGGGAAAUCAGUGAAGACAUGGCUUCCAGAGAGUUGAGUGGGUUGAACCACAGAACAACUGUGAUGUUGCGGAACCUCCCUCCAUACAGUUUUCUGUACUACAAACAGCUACAGUCUCUAUUCCGCCAAUGUGGACAAGUCAAAGCCAUUUCCUUUGAGAGCUCCAGAGCAUAUGUGGAAUUCUACAAGACAUCCCAGGACUCUGCAGUGUUGCCUGAGGUCAUGCUAGCCCUCCUUCUGGCCCAGGAGAGACCUGCCAUGGAGUUGUCUGUCUACCCAGCAGAACAAGUAGAAUUAUGCCUAGGGAACAGACAAAUAACUCACAUGAAAUAUGCACGGGUGAAUGUCGACUUCCAAAACCAAUCCGUCCUCCCAGUAGGAGUGGUGAGCAGCACCAUUGACCCGGACAAACUGCCUCCCAACCCUUUUUUUGUGGUCAAUGUCACAGAGGUGGUAGAUGUGGGCCAUUUCUGGGGCUUCCAGGCAGGUGAAACCAGUUUGGAAAAGCAGCGCCAACUGUCAGGAGAGAUCAACAUGCGCACACUGCAUCCUGUAACUAUAUCGCUUUAUCCCAACCUUCUGUGCCUGGCGCCUUACUCUGAGAUCAGCGAGCAAAGCCUCUACUACCGGGCCAAGAUCCUGCACAUGCGUGGCGACACAGUGGAGGUGUUCUUCUUGGACUUUGGUAACACAGCAGCUGUCCCAUGCAACAGCCUUCGGGAACUCCCAAGUGACCUUCUGUCGGAGCCCUUCCAGGCUCAGGAGUUUCAAAUUAUUGAAACACGUCCAUCAGCAGAGUCUGUCAUCUUUGGGAACCAGUGGAGCAGCCGUGCCCGUCAAAGAUUCAUGGCACUGGUGAAAGACUGCUCGGUCCUCGUGUCGCUUUACUCCAUCCUCCACGGAAUCAUGCGCGUGAGGUUGUUUAUCUGUGGCGAAAACGCAAACAAAAGCGUGGCUGAUGUCUUGGUGGAGGAGGGCCACGCCGUCAUUGCUGAGGAGAGCUUUGACUCCAAGCAAAACAAUGAGAUGCUGCUUUCCCUGUACAAAGACAUGGAAACAGGAAUGUACGUCCCCAAUGCCACCAGCAGCUCCUGGAAGGAUCGCAAGAAAGAGGAGAAGGAGCUCAUUGACUGCCUCCUCUCCCACUUUUCCAAAAGCCGCACGCCUUAUUCCAGGACAAAAGUUCGUCUGCAUGGACCAAACAGUCCUCAAAAAAUCAUCUUCCACAGCUUGAACAAAGCCACGUACGGCAAGACGGUGUGCAUUGAUCGAUACAGCGUCAACGCCAUGGCUGUGAAUGAAAACCCUCACUACAAGCAUCAGAGAAUCCUGGUGGCCGGCACCGUGUUAAUCAGCGCAUCAGGUAACCACAUUCUCCUGAGGGACACGUCCCUCAUGCCAGACAUCCCUGGACUACCUGCCAUUGUUACCAUGCUCUUCACGCCCAUCAUGGAGUUGCGCACUAAUGAAGAGAAGACUUCCUACACAGGAGCGCUCUGUGGUUUGGGCUGGGACAGUCAAACACAAGAAGGCAUCCUACCUGAACAUGAUAUUGAAAUGGCCUUUGACGUAAAGUUUGAUGUGGAAGACAUCACUGAGAUAAAUGCUUUGCGAGUCGCCAUCAACCGUCUGGUGUGUGAGGGACCGAGUGGCACCUUGCAUCUGGGGUCUGACAGCAUCGCCCAACUGCAGGAGGACUGUCGGGAGCGCCUCAAGAGCUUGUUCACCAAGUCACCUCCAAUGGAAGCUGUCACUCCAGAGUACUAUGACAAACCAGGGAAAUGGAACCAGGUUGAUCCCUCCCUCAAGAUGGACAUCACGGAGGUCAGAGCUGGCAAAUCAAGAGCGGUUCUCUUCCAACUGCAUCCUGUCGUUCUUCUGAACAACUGAAAAAGCUAUGUCUUGCAUUGCUACUAUUAUUUCAUCUGACACUUGUUUACUUUAUUGUCCAGUGGGACUUGAGAUUUAGUGGUACAGAAAAAAAACACGUUUUUUCGUUUUGAGAAUGUACACUUAUUUUAGGUUAAUUUUUGAUGAGGAUGUUUGUUGACAUUCGUCAUGUUAAGGCUAUUCAGCAGUGAGACAAUAAAAAUAGCUGGUCCCAACAGUUCGCGGCUCAUGGGUCGGAAACAUUUACAUUACUUCAAAAGUGUUGUGUCUGUGCCUAAUUUUAAUGAUUUUUUCCAUUUUCAGACGUUCAGACGUCCCAAAAUUCUACAGUAAACCUCGGAUAUAUCGGAUUCAAUUGUUCCCACUGGUUUUGUCCGAUAUAAGCGAAAUCCGUUAUAUGCGUAUACCGGAAAAUGUCCGUUUUACGCAUAUAUCGGAUUUAUAUCCGGUAUAUGCGUAAAUCGGAUUUUAUCCGUUAUAAAAAGGCACUUCCUUGACUAUGUUUCCGAUGUACCUGGACUGGGCAAUGAAAAGAGACGUAAGGUAAUGAGAAUUGAACUUUAUUGGACUCUGAGCAUAACAAAUUGUUAAUUAAGCUAGGCCCUGUUACGCCCGUCAGGCCUACGUUAUUUCCAAUAGUGAGGUUAAGAUCUCAUUCAAUAAAUCCCAGGGUGUUUUCUGGCAGCAUUUGCCAGAAUAACCCAGUUUCGUCGGCAUUAAAAAUGUCCUUUGCUUUAAAACGUC